Molecule: messenger RNA, 915 nt
Organism: Onychomys torridus (southern grasshopper mouse)
Lineage: Eukaryota; Metazoa; Chordata; Mammalia; Rodentia; Cricetidae
Gene: Hoxc11
Product: homeobox C11
Exons: 2
Coding region: 1-915 (304 amino acids)
Biological process (GO): anatomical structure development; regulation of transcription by RNA polymerase II
Cellular component (GO): nucleus
Molecular function (GO): DNA-binding transcription factor activity, RNA polymerase II-specific; RNA polymerase II cis-regulatory region sequence-specific DNA binding
Source: RefSeq, a predicted model, not a curated record
AUGUUUAACUCGGUCAACCUGGGCAACUUCUGCUCGCCUUCGCGCAAGGAGAGGGGGGCUGACUUCGGCGAGCGAGGGAGCUGCGCCUCCAACCUCUAUCUGCCCAGUUGCACUUACUACGUGCCAGAGUUCUCCACCGUCUCCUCCUUCCUGCCCCAGGCCCCGUCUCGUCAGAUCUCCUAUCCCUACUCAGCCCAGGUGCCCCCCGUCCGGGAGGUCUCCUAUGGCCUGGAGCCGUCCGGCAAGUGGCACCAUCGGAACAGCUACUCGUCUUGCUAUGCGGCGGCCGACGAGCUUAUGCACCGGGAGUGCCUGCCUCCUUCCACAGUCACUGAGAUCCUCAUGAAAAAUGAAGGCUCCUACGGCGGCCACCACCACCCCAGCGCCCCGCACGCGACCCCCGCAGGCUUCUACUCCUCAGUCAACAAGAACAGCGUCUUGCCCCAAGCCUUCGACCGCUUCUUCGACAACGCCUACUGCGGUGGCGGAGACGCGCCCGCCGAGCCCCCCUGCUCCGGCAAGGGCGAGGCCAAGGGGGAGCCUGAGGCGCCCCCGGCCUCGGGACUAGCGUCCCGGGCAGAGGCCGGUGCUGAGGCCGAGGCCGAGGAGGAGAACACGAAUCCCAGCUCGUCUGGUUCUGCCCACUCAGCGACCAAGGAGCCGGCCAAGGGAGCCGCCCCCAACGCCCCCCGCACCCGCAAGAAGCGCUGCCCUUAUUCGAAAUUCCAGAUCCGGGAACUGGAGCGAGAGUUUUUCUUCAACGUGUACAUCAACAAAGAGAAGCGGCUGCAGCUGUCCCGGAUGCUGAACCUGACUGACCGACAAGUGAAAAUUUGGUUUCAGAACAGAAGGAUGAAAGAAAAAAAACUGAGCAGAGACCGGCUGCAGUAUUUUUCAGGAAAUCCACUGCUGUAA